AUGCAAAUAGAGCGAUGAUAAGGGGAACGGGCACCUUCCUGGGCUUGGAAGGAGCUUGGAGACGGCUCUGGGCGGUGAUCUGUGCCCUGUGUUGUUAAGUGCCCUCCAGUUUUAUCCCUAAUGUGUUGCUUGGAAGGGCAGCGUUUUGUACCUCAUUGAUGGUAAAUCUCGUAAAACCAGCACUGUUACAACCUCCUCAUUUCGAAGAGACUUCCAGUUAUCUUCAGCGUGAAACAAAGGAGUAUCAGUUACAUUGCUUCAAAGUGUCAGCGUAGCAUUGAACAUCUCCAGAGCCUUUUUUUUUUUUUUUUUUUUUUCUUUUAACAAACUUCCUGUGGGAUUAAAUGAAUGCUUCUCUGGGAAUCAGAGAAUAAAGAUGGGGACUCCUGGAUCAGGACGGAAGAGAACUCCAGUGAAAGACAGGUUUUCUGCGGAAGAUGAAGCUCUGAGUAGCAUUGCCAGAGAGGCAGAAGCCAGGCUUGCAGCGAAACGAGCAGCUCGAGCAGAAGCAAGAGAUAUACGUAUGAGAGAGCUGGAGCGACAGCAAAAAGAGUUUUCUCAGCAUUCAUAUGAUAGAAAAUGGGCUCAUAUCCAGAAAUGGAUGGAAGAUUCAGAGAGGGCCAGGUAUUCUCACCGGUCCAGUCGACAUUCAUAUUUGAGUCCUUUGGAUAUCAGUGGGUCUCACAGGAGCAGAACAAGUACCUCCAGAAGGAGAGAUCUUGUGUAUGACAGUGCUAAGGAUAGACCUACAAGAUACUCGGUCCCUAGUCAUGCUUACAGUGAAUGUCAUAGUAUGAAGAAGAAAACUGCUUAUUCCCGUAAAGAUUUCUUGAGUACACCUGACCAUGAUCAAAGAAAUUAUAGCAGCCUUAGAUAUAGUAAACCAGUUCCUUCGUAUCAUACUUGGUCGUCUUCCCUGUACAGUGAUCCAGUGGCAACAACUAGGAAUUACAGGGUGUUUUCUCCUGUAAACACUGGUUUGAUAAGAAGUAUCAGUUUGGCGUCUUUGUGUGGUGAUGGAUUUCAUAGCUCAUAUAGUUCUCGCACUCCAUCUGAAUACAGUUGGUAUUCUUCAAGAGCAAGCUCAAUUCGAAGUAGUCCUGUGUCCUCUGAUUUUUCUGAUCAAAGUGAAACUGCUGCUGAUUAUUUUAGUCGUUCCAACCGCAGGGGAAGCAUUGUUUCUGAUGCAGAUGAUGUCCAAGUUUUGAAUAGUCUGGAAGAAAAGAGUGAAAAAUCACAUUCAGAAAUUUUUUCAAGGCCAUCAUCUCGCAAUUCAAUUCCUCUGAGUGGCAACUCUUCUAGGAGAGGAAGUGGAGAUACAAGCAGUUUGCUGGAUCCUGAUGCCUCCCUCAGUGAAUUACGGGAUAUCUAUGAUCUUAAGGACCAGAUACACGAUGUAGAAGGGAGAUACAUGCAGGGACUUAAAGAACUAAAGGAUUCACUAGCUGAAGUUGAAGAAAAAUACAAAAAAGCUAUGGUUUCUAAUGCUCAACUAGAUAAUGAGAAAAACAAUUUGGUUUACCAAGUGGAUACUCUAAAGGAUGUAAUUGAGGAGAAAGAAGAACAGAUAGCUGAGUUCUACAGGGAAAAUGAAGAGAAGUCAAAGGAAUUGGAACGACAGAAACACACGUGCAGUGUUCUACAGCAUAAGCUGGAUGAACUUAAAGAGGGCCUUCGACAGAGAGAUGAAUUGAUAGAGGAGAAUCAACGCAUGCAGCAGAAUAUAGACUGCAUAACCAAAGAGCUGUUUGAUCUCCAGGAGACAAUUAAUUGGAAAGAUAAAAAAAUAGGGGCCCUAGAAAGACAGAAAGAUUACUUUGACUGCAUUAAGAAUGAGCGAGAUGAGCUCAGAGAGGAGUUGGCUGACCUGAAGGAAGCAAUGAAGAGAGGAGAGAAACACGGAUUAGUUAUAAUUCCAGAUGGCACACCAAAUGGUGAUGUAAACCAUGAAUCAGCGGUUGGUGCAAUAACAGUUGUAUCACACGAAGCUGCUCAAGUCUUGGAAUCUGCAGGAGAAGGACCAUUAGAUGUCCGGCUACGAAAACUGGCUGGAGAAAAGGAAGAACUAUUGUCCCAGGUUAGAAAGCUGAAGAUGCAAUUGGAAGAAGAACGACAGAAAUAUUCUAAAAGUGAUGGCAUGAAUCCGGAUAUAAUAGGCUUAGAGAAUGGUUCUGACUUGCAACUAAUUGAAAUGCAGAGAGAUGCAAACAGACAGAUUAGUGAAUACAAAUUUAAACUUUCAAAAGCUGAACAAGAUAUAACUACCUUGGAACAAAACAUUGGACGACUUGAGGGACAGGUUGCAAGAUACAGAAAUGCAGCAGAAAAUGCAGAAAAAGUGGAAGAUGAACUCAAAGCUGAAAAGAGGAAGCUUCAGCGAGAGUUAAGAACAGCACUGGAUAAGAUAGAAGAGAUGGAGAUGACCAAUAGCCACUUAAUGAAAAGGCUGGAGAAGAUGAAGGCAAAUAGGACUGCGCUUUUAUCUCAGCAGUGAAGUGGAAAUUGAAAAUACAAUGCACUGCUCCUUGAAUAACUAGCCCCUGGCUCGUUUUUAAAUACAGACUUUCAUUGGCACAAGCUACUUGAACACUGAGCUGUUCAACGUUGUUUUAGUUUGCUAAUUAAAUGGCAUACAUCUUUUUGUAACUUAUGAGAGAAUGAAAUGUAGUUUGAAUUUCCCUGUGAAUGACAGCAAUUUUUCUAUAGCGUUUGAUUCUAGAGUCAGAGCUGGAGCACAAUGCCGUAUGUUCGACCUAGUGAUAGAAAAUAUUCUCAGAACUGUGGAAUCAAGUUUACUCACGAUUUCUUUUGGCUGCUUUAAUGAAUGCUUGAUGCUCGGAGACAACUGCAUGAAUCCAAGAAGACACUGUAUUAUCAACUAACAUACAUUUGCUCAAGACAUCACACAGCACAAGUGCCUUUUAUCUGGUGCAAUUUAAACUUCAUUGUUGAAAUAACCCUUGAAAUCAGAUAACAUUUUAUUUUAAGAUACAUUUGGGGUGUUCACUAAACUUUAUACAUUUUGAAAAUGCAUUUUUGUAAAAUAUUUAAAUUUAUAAGAAAAUAGGGACUGUAUAUACAAAUCUGCUUUUUUUGCAUGGGCACAUCCAAGUUCUAGGUGAUUUUCUCAGAUAAUAGCCCCUAAAGCUCUUAGUACAAGAGUACAGAUUUUAAACUUCUGUUUGUACACCAUCAAUUUGUCAUCUGCUGCUUAAGUGUGAAUUGAAAUUUUAGGGUGGGAGGAAGAGAUGGGAAAUGCGGCUAAGGAGUUUAUUAAAUGGACACUUUACUGACCAAAACCAGAUGUUUGUGUUUUCUUUUAAAUACUGAGAUAUCAACAAGAUAAAGUCUUCAGAGUAGUAAAUUUUGGUCUUCAUAAAAAUAUCCUUCUGUCUUUUUAAUCUAAAAGUUUUGAAGUGAUGUUAGCCACUGUUAGCCUUUGCUUGAGGCCAGCACGAGCCAGAUAUUUCGCCUAAGAGGACCGUUCUUUUGGACUCAUAUCAGAUCUUUUUCUGUUGCAAAUUGCUGCCAUUCAGGAGUAUUUCUCAAAGCAAAGCAGAUUUCAGGACAUUUGUAAUCCAGAGCUUUAGUGGUUCUGUCUUUACCAGAGCUCCUUUACAAAGGAACAGCCAUCUCUGCACUUCAGAAGUGUAGUUUGCUUUCCUUUUGCUUGUAUGUUAUGCCUCUGGGGUUUAGAAAAAGCUUUCCAUGUUGAGAAACAUCCUUUUAAGUAGCAGAUCUCCAGAGACCUGCUCUUUUAACAGGAGACCAUUGGAUUUUGGUGAUCAGAUGGAUCAUGCUCUGUACUGUUAACUCUUUGCUUUCAUGUUGUGUAUGUGAUCAUAAGAAACCAUUUUAGUCUUGAUUAGUUGUUCUUACUAUGUGUAUUUUGAAGAUGGAAGGAUAUUUUGAGGAUUUUGAAGGUGUUCACAUGUACAAACAAACCUCUGCUUAAACCUUAUUUUAUAUAUGGUGGGGAGCACACCUUCUGGUACACUUCCUCUAAACCACUCUGAAGCUGGAUAUUUCAUGGCACUCAAACAAGUGUGUGAUUUCAGUAGUAAACUAUGACAGUCAGAUAAGGAAUUAUCAGCUCAGAAUUACCAUCAUCCUGAGAAACUUGGGAGUACAGGCAAAGCAUCAAUCAGUACAUUCUUUUUAAAGAUGAAGAUUGUUAGUUUUUUGGAAAGCCUUUUACUACAGAGGUCUGUUAGGGUAGCCAUUUUAGUUGUGGUGCUUCCCCAGGUCUUGCUGUAAGAGAACUGAAACAAAUUCAGACAAAGAACACAAAACAUGAGAUUCCCAAUGUUUACGCUAACUGAAUAAUACUGGAUUGUGACUUACUAUGACUCUUUAAUUAUAAAGUUUAAAAAGCAAUUAAAAGAACUAUGAGGGAAAUACUCUGGGAAGAAUGAAUUGUAGACCUUUCCACCUUUUUCCAAAACAAUUCUUACCUGGAAGACUGUUUCACUAGCCCCAUGUGAACUACUUUUGUAUAUGGGACAGAUCCAAAUAAAAAUGAAAAGCAGUAAAUAAAAACACGAUUUAUUGAGC
This is a messenger RNA of Oxyura jamaicensis (ruddy duck), 4554 nucleotides long. It is a transcript of the gene LRRFIP2, whose product is annotated as LRR binding FLII interacting protein 2. The transcript has 27 exons. Gene Ontology annotation, biological process: regulation of DNA-templated transcription. NCBI's taxonomy places the organism in Eukaryota, Metazoa, Chordata, Aves, Anseriformes, Anatidae. The record is from RefSeq and is a predicted model, not a curated record. The coding region runs from base 377 to 2494 and encodes 705 amino acids.